Molecule: messenger RNA, 1041 nt
Organism: Capronia coronata CBS 617.96
Lineage: Eukaryota; Fungi; Ascomycota; Eurotiomycetes; Chaetothyriales; Herpotrichiellaceae
Exons: 4
Coding region: 1-1041 (346 amino acids)
Molecular function (GO): oxidoreductase activity, acting on paired donors, with incorporation or reduction of molecular oxygen, reduced flavin or flavoprotein as one donor, and incorporation of one atom of oxygen; iron ion binding; heme binding
Source: RefSeq, a predicted model, not a curated record
AUGGAACUUUUCCUGUUUCAUUUCCAGCAAACUGGGAAUCCUCUCGAGCAGGUGUUUCUAGGAACCAAAGCUUUUGGAACCAUUGAACCGGCUAAUCUGGAAGCGAUGCUGGCCACCAACUUCAAAGCCCUAGAUUACAGUAUGGGACCAAGGCGGGACAUUACGCUCCCCAUGUUUGGAGAUGGCAUCUUUACCCAGGAGGGUGCGGCCUGGAAACAUUCGCGGGAUCUGCUCAGGCCACAGUUCGUCCACAAGCAGUACGAGGAUCUGACGGUGUUUCGCGAGGCGGUGGAUGACCUCCUAGAUGCUAUCCCUCACUCGGAAGGUGUCGUUGAUCUCCAGCCCUUAUUCUUUCGGUUGACCCUCGACACCACUACCGCAUUUCUCUUCGGUGAAUCUGUGCGAAGCCUGAGAGCACCCGAUAAGGUUGGCGAGCAGACAUUUGCCGAUGCCUUCAAUAUCGCGCAAGAAUAUGUGGCGAAACGAUUUCGACUCCUGGAUCUCUACUGGCUAAUUGGAGGGAGGAAGUUCCAGGAAGCAUGCGAUAAUGUACACAAAUUUGCAGACCAAAUCAUCGAGCGGAAGCUCCAGACGAAGGAAAACGGCGCGGGUCAUGAAGGAGGAUACACGUUCUUGGGCGCCGUUUCCAAGGAGAUCCCGGAUCGACAUGCUCUUCGAAGCCAGAUCAUAAACAUCCUGGUUGCUGGUCGAGAUACUACGGCUUGCCUCCUCUCCUGGACAUUCUUCACUUUGGUCCGGUAUCCUAGAGUCCUUGCCAAAUUGCGCGAAGAGAUCGCCUUGGCUUGUGAAGGGAAGUCGCAGCUCAAUAGGAACGAUCUGCGAAACAUGGCCUAUCUUCAAAAUGUGAUCCGAGAGACUCUGCGGCUUUACCCAUCGGUCCCAUUCAAUACCCGCACAGCGACAAAGACGACCAUCUUACCCACUGGUGGUGGGCCGGACCGCACAUCUCCCGUUCUCAUUCCCAAUGGCUCGGCUGUGGCGUACAGUGUCUAUUCAAUGCACCGUCGUCCGGAUCUCUAA